GGUUUAAGGUGAAGAAUUGAUGCUUGUAAUUAAUGGGCGGGGCGGGUUAUUAAAGGUGUCGUGUGGUUGCCCCGUGCGCUUCUUUGGCAUCUGUCAGUUCAGAUUUUUGAGUUGUUGAUUUUUUUUUUCUUGGAAGAGAGAUUUACGGCCCCUUCUUGCUCCAUGCUGUGGACCGGCUGGGGAGGGAGGCAGCGGUGACGACUGGCAGUGCGCACAGCAGAGAGACUUUCAAGGGGCAGGCAGAGUCUGCAGGCAGGAAAUAGCCAUUCAACAGAGCAGGGAUCUAUCUAUACACGGCGAAUUAUAAAGUUGUAGUUAUCACAGAGCAGAAAGGGGGAGUGUCGUUGGAGGAGCACAAUACGCCUGAAUCUCUAUUCCAGGGGCCGCUGGACCAGGUUUUAGCGCAUGUAGAGAGGAGGAGGGAGGAGGGAGGUGGAGGGGGCAGUGAGUGAGUACGUUUCACAGGAUCCAGGCCUAGUAGUAUUGCCGCUGGGACUCUCCUCAUCCGCUUUCAAAAAAUUGGAAAUUGGCACAUUUAAACGCCAAAAUUAGCGGGUAGAGGGUCACGUUAGUGGUGGCCGACACCGGAAUGGGAGGAACCAUGUCAGCAUGAGCGGGCCUUACUCGGGCCCUGGUAGAGAGACUCAUCAGUCCAGCUGCCCUUUGACCUCCAGCCGAGACUUCUCCGCCCACUCCUGCCCCUCCAGACACCAUGACUGCAGGGUCGGGCUAACCAUGUCUGCCGCCGCCUCCUCCCUCAAACAUGCCUCUGCCUAUGGGUUUACACAAAGGGACCACUCCUCCUCCUCUUCUUCUUCUUCUUCCUCCUCCUCCUACAGUCCUCUUAGGAGGCUGCAACAUCUCACCACCAUGGUGAGCCAGCCUGACCUGGUUCUGCCGGUGAGGGAGCCAGAGAGGAGCUGGGAGUGGGGGGUGAGUAAAAAGGAGAGUGGGAAGGGGAUGGAGAGGGAGAGGGACUCCUGGGCUGAUUGCACUAGCAGUGAUUAUUCUGGCACCGGGAACACUAGCAGGGAGGAGAGCUUUGGGGGCUCUACCGCUGGACCAAAACAACCCGUGGUUCAAACUAGAAGUCGAGACGGGCCAGCGGUCAAUCGCAGCGAUCCUCUGGUCUCUGAGAAAAAGACAGAAGGUUGUUUCUCAGGCCCGCCCAGCCCGGCCUUCUCUCUCGAUAGCAACAGCCCCUUCGCUAACGGCUUCCUCCACUUUGAAUCCUCUUUGUUUGAGGAUGAAGACAACGACGCAGAGCGCAACACGGUGUCACCUCUGGGAGGAGGCUUGCAGGACAAACACAAGAGGGCGGGGAAUGAUCUUCAAUCCACUCCUGGACACUUGAAUUUGGACUGCAAAGAUGCCACCCUGUCGUCGGCUAAGGUGGUCACCCGGUCCCAGUCUUCGGGUCAGCGCAGGAGAUACUGGGACGGCUCCGAUGACGAGUGGGAGAGCGACACCGAGCUGUUGCUGUUUGGAGAUAGUCCCUCAAGGCAUUCAAUGAGCAGCCUCAAGAAAAAGUCUUUGCCGCCUGUAAAGUUUUUAGAGGGUGAAGUUAUUUGGGCAAAGUUCAACCGAAGACCAUGGUGGCCCUGUGAGGUGACCGUUGACCCUGCACAGGGAAUCUAUCACAGAGUAAAAGAACCCAGUGACCGGCCCUGUCGGCUCUACCAUGUCAGGACCUUUGGAGAGCCUGUUGAGCUAACCUGGGUGGAGGAUAAAGCAACUCACAGUUUCCACGGAGGCUUUGAAUUUGAACAGCUCACCCUACUGCGCCGGAAGGGGAAGCAAAGGGAGCAGAACUACAAAUACACUAUUGCAAAGCGUUUUCAGGACUCUUGGAAAUUGGGUGUGGCGGAAGCUGAAUUUGUUCUUCAAGAGCGCUCCAAAAUGGCUUCUUCCAUUACUUCGUUGAUAGAUGAUGCCUUCCACGACACUCCCACGCGAGAAAGAGAGAACAAGGCACGUCCCAUCUUUCCUCUCUCUUCUUCAACCACCCUUCCUGAGUCUUUGCCCUUGACCAAUGGAUCCAUUUCACCCCCAAUUACAACUCCAGCAAACCCAAGCACUUUAGGGAAAUAUUCUGGCAAAAAGAAACUAAGUAAAUCAAGGGACAUAGGUACUAAACACUCUAAAAACACAUUGCGUAAUAUCCCUGACCAAUCAGAUAGAGACAAUGGAGAGUGCCCAUAUUCUGACCUUGACUCAAUCCCUAAGAUUUUGUGUCCUAAUGCACUUGAACGUCAGUCCAAGCUAGUUCCAUCUCAGCCAUCUGUUACAGUUGUCAAAGAGGUAAAGAAGCAGCCAGAGAUUCAGAGUGGUCUUUGGUUCAGUAAAUCAGGCAAAGACAGACGACCUAAAACAACCAGCCCAAUGCCAGACCGCACUCUCUUUAGUAAGGUCCCCUGCAAGAAAAAGAACUCAUCUGUUGUAAGUAAAAAGUCACUGAUUCCUAGUGCCUCCUCUUCCAGUGGUGCAUCCAGUUACCAGUCAGGAUUGUCAGACAAGCAUGAGACUCUGGCACCUGCUGAAACACAUAUUUUACCUGAACAGUCCGGGCAUUUGAAAUGUAAAAACAGAACGGCUGCUAAAAUGCCUUUUGGUAGAGCUGGCAGUCCCACUGACCUGUCAGAAUUGCCAGAUAAGCAUAAGACUCCGGUACCUGCUGAAACACAGCAACAGUCAGGACAUUUGAAGUGUAAAAACACCCUUGUUGGUAAUAGGCCUUUUGGUGCAACUGGCAGUUCCGCUGACCAGUUAAAAUUGUCAGACAAGCAUAAGACUCUGGUCCCUGCUGAAACAAAUCUUCCACUUAAACAAUCAAGACAUUUGAAGCGUAAAAACACCCCGGGUGCUAAAAGGCCUUUUGUUAAGAGUGGCAGCCCCACUGACCAUCCAGGAUUAUCAGAGAAGCAUAAGACUCUGGUCCCUGCUGAAACAAAUCUUUCACCUAAACUGUCAGGACAUUUGAAGUAUAAAAACACUGCUGUUGAUAAAAGGCUUUUUGGUACAACUGGCCAGUCAGGAUUGUCAGACAAGGAUAAGACUUUGGCACCUGCUGAAACAAAUCUUCCACCUGAACAAUCAAGACAUUUCAAGCAUAAAAACAGCCCGGUUUCUAAAAGGCUUUUUGGUACAACUGACAGUUGCACGGACCAGUCAGGAUUGUCAAACAAGCAUAAGACUCUGGUAACCGCUGAAACAAAUGUUCCACCUAAACAGUCAGGACAUCUGAAACAUAGAAACCCCCUAGAUGAUAAAAGGCCUUUUGGUACAACUGACAGUCGCACUGACCAGCCAGGAUUGUCAGACAAGGAUAAGACUCUGGUAACUGCUGAAACAAAUUUUCCACCUAAACAGUCAGGACAUCUGGAGCAUAGAAACCCCCCAUUUGCUAAAAGGUCUUUUAGUAAAACUGGCAGUCCCACUGCCCACUCAGGAUUGCCUGAUAAGCAUAAGACUCUGGUACCUGCUGAAGCAAAUCUUCCACCUGAACAGUCAGGACAUCUGAAGCGUAAAAACACCCCGGUUGCUAAUAGGCCUUUUGGUACAACUGGCAGUCAGACUGACCAGUUACAAUUUUUGGACAAGCAUAAGACUCUAGUACCUGCUGCAACAAGGAUUACACUUAACCAAUCAAGACAUUUGAAGCGUAAAAACACCCCGGGUGCUAAAAGGCCUUUUGGGACAUCUAACUGUCACACUGACCAGUCAGGAUUGUCAGCUCAGCAAAAGACGCUGGUAUCUACUGAAACAAGUAUUCCACCUGAACGGUCAGGACAUUUGAAGCGUAAAAACACCCUGGGUGCUAAAAGGCCUUUUGGUACAACUGACAGCUGCACUGACCAGUCAGGAUUGCCUGACAAACAGGAGUCGCUGGUGUCUGUUGAGACUGGUCUGCUCUUUGACAAGUGUACAUUUUCAAAGAGCAGAAAGACGGUCAGUAACACAGUCGACACUGUGUCUGAAUCAUCGGGCCAAUUAAGUAGCUCAGAUGUUAAAAAGGCCUUGGACUCCAGUCCAUUUAGUUUCAAUGACUUAUCCAGGUUAAGUUUAAAGAGAGACAGUCAAACUCAAAAUUCAGACAAUAAAAAAGUCCAUGUAAUUGACAGGAUUUCUGACCAAGCAGAAGAAAAAGAAAGCAACAAGACUCCUGCGUCCACUUUGAAUGUUGACACUACUGACCCAUUAGCUAGGCUAGAAAAACACACAAUUAUUGUCUCUAAGUGUAGGCUGCCCUAUGUCAAAUUAAUACGCAAGGACAUCAAAGGUAAGAAAUUCCUAAAUUCCAGUGUAACCAUUAGUCCCAAUGACCAAAUGACUACACAGAAUGAAAAAACCCCAGAUACUAAUAUAAGUAAAAAGUCCUCUAAACAAUCCGAUUGCCUGGGUGGCAAGGCAAGUGUCUCCAUAGAUCAGGCAGGAAGUUCAGAAUCCAUAAAGGUCUCAGUUAAAAAGUUAAAAGCAAGUGGUGGGACUGGUAUUCUUCGUCUCUCGUCAGAAUCAUCUCAAGGUAAAACUAUCAUUGCCUCAGAUGUGGCAAGUGUGUCUGAGUUAGGUAGCCCAGAAACGGAAAGGGUACCAGGUUUAAUGGGAACCCCAAGCAAUGUAACUUGCCAAUCUUCUAACCCAUCAGAACAGUCAAAAGUUAAGAAGACCCCUGCAUCUAAUGUAGCAAGCAUGUUGUCUGACCAGUUAGGCAGCUCAGAGAAAAACAAAUCAUCUGCCAAUAGUACAGCUUUUAAUACAUUUCCUCUACCUUCUCACCGGCAUGGGGAUUUAGUAUGUAGGGAAGCUUGUGUGCCCGAAGGCCUGUCUUCUGCAAAUUCCAAGAAAGUUGUCCACAAACCAAAACAAGUACCAGAUGAAGUCAAAAAAGUCCAUAAACCUCCUGCCCACCUUCCAGCCAGCAGUCGGCUGAUGACCAGAGCCCUGAAGGCCAUGCAGGAGGCGGAAGAGAAAAAAGCCAGAAAGGAGUCUGAGCAGAAGGAACUCUUGAAUCCAUACAGAACAGUUGAGGACCUUGCAUGCAACUCUGCACGCAAUUACAAACUGGACCUUUGCACUAAAGUAGAAUCUGUUAAAUGCUAUUAUAAUAACAGUGGUAAGUGUGAUCAGGACACUAUUUCUAGCUGUAGCAGCACCCCUUUGACAUUUACUGAUUCAGUUGACUUUGACGUUGAUGUCAAGAGCGAAGAUGAAGACCUCUCAAUAUCUUCAACUCCACCAAUGGACUUCAUACCCCUUACUUCUAAAGUAAAGGCAAAGAAGGAAGAUCAUUCUUCUGACGUACACUCCUCGUCCUCACCUUCAUCACCAUUUUCUUUUAUGAAUGCCUUUAAAAACGUGGAGGAGGUAUCCUUCCAGUCCUUAACAAAUGACUGCGAUGGUAAACCCAUCUCUUUCAAACCAGACACAAACUACAAGUUCAGCACUUUUCUCAUGAUGCUGAAGGACUUACAUGACACUAGAGAGCGAGAGGGGACCCCCUUAGAACUGGAAAUUGGGCCACCAAGUGCACAUGUUAAGGAGGAACCCUUAGUGAUGCCUGGGGAUGCUACACCUUCAGUCCAAGAUCCACAAAUUGAACACCUUAAUACAAAUUUAAAUUCCAUUCCAGACAAAAGUGAAAUCAAACACAAUGAGGAGAGUAAGACGUCCAAGAGAAUCUCUAACAGAAGGCGCAGCACCACUGGGGUAAAAAAGAAAGCCCACCGCCAAGUGCCUUGUCGACCUGCCAGGUCUGGACCUGGUUUCCCAGGACUGGAGUCCUUGCCAGCAAUGGACUUUACAUCAGGAGUGGAUUGUUCAUCAAGAGUCCAAUCUCUGUUAGGCAUACAGACCAGCAGCUGGAAGACGCAAGCUGGAGGUGGUGAAGGAGUGGCUGGGGAGGAGAACAAGGAGGAAAGGUGGAGCACAGUAAAUGAGAAUCUACAGAACAUGGUGCCUUUGGAGCAGAGAGGAUGCAACACUACACUGUGUCUGGAACAACCAAAUGGCCUUGUUGCAGAGUGCACUGAGACUAACACAAGCUUGAUACACAACGAUGGAGAAGACGACAAAGCUCCAAAAGCACAUAAGCGAAUAAGAAAACCAAGCAAGAGGCUGAUUGAAUGGACUGAAGAGUAUGAUCAGAUUUUCUCCACCAGGAAGAAAACCAAAAAGCCUCUCCAGUUGAUCGGAAAGGCCACUCAGCCCACUUUGUCCAUGUCCGAACCCCCGGGAUCGGACAGCAGCACACACGACCCCCCAUCCUUGAGCUUGCUUCCUGAAAUACAGACCCCGCCUCCUGAGGAAAUUGCUGCAACAACGCCCUCUGAACUGCAAAUUCCCAACAUUGAGAACAAAACCCCCCAAGAUGCACCGGUGCUUUCCAUCGACACACUAACGCCUCCUCCUGAAGCGGACCCCUCACCGUCAGAAAGCCUCGUCAAAGGCAACGGAAACGUUCCCGUGCUGGAGAAGAAGCGAAAGAGGAAACCCACUCAGAAGAUCCUGGAGUACUGUCUGGAGGCCGAGGCAUCAACAGGCCCCAAGAAGAAGGUCAAAACACUGAAGACCAAUCCAAAUCCUGCUCCUCAAUCAGAUUCUGGAGCGCCAUCUUUAAAGUCAAAGAGUAAGCAGCUUCCUGCUUCCAGCUCUGGGCCAACACCCACAGAGGCUUCCACGUGUACCGCCACAGAUCGGCCUCCCAGCUCUCCUGCACCCUCCGCUCCGGCACCGGCACCGGCACCGGCACCGGCACCGCCCCCACCCGCCCAGGUGGAGACACCGUCAGCAGACGUUGAUGCUCUUCAAACGGAGGACAAAAAGGACACAGCAGAGUCAGAGGGUGAACCAUCCAGCUUGGAUCCCAGCUUCUCCUCCAUGAAGGACGACUUAUCCCUGAGUGACGAUCCACUUCUACCGUCGAGGAAGAUCAUAGGGGAGCGAGGAGGUCCUGCCUCCAUGAAGGAGAACAUAUGUCAGGUGUGUGAAAAGACGGGGGAGCUGCUGCUCUGUGAGGGUCAGUGCUGCGGAGCCUUCCACCUGCCCUGCAUCUCUCUGGCCCAAGCCCCCAAAGGGAAGUUCGUCUGUCCGGAGUGCAAAUCAGGCAUCCACACCUGCUUUGUAUGUAAAAAGCGCAGUGAGGACGUGCGGCGCUGUAUGAUUCCCGUGUGCGGGAAGUUUUAUCACGGCGAGUGUAUCGCCAACUUUGCCCCGACUGCGCCCGUGAACCGAGGCUUCCGCUGCUCCAUCCACGUCUGUCUCACCUGCUUCAUCGCCAACCCCAACAGCCCGUCCAUCUCCAAAGGCCGUCUGGUUCGGUGUGUGCGCUGCCCGGUAGCCUAUCACGCUACAGACCUGUGCAUGGCAGCGGGCAGCGUCGUCCUCUCCAACAACAGCAUCAUCUGUCCCAACCACUUCAGCCCCCGCCGCGGCGUCAAGAACCACGAACACGUCAACGUCAGCUGGUGCUUUGUCUGCACUGAAGGAGGCAGUCUGCUGUGCUGCGAGUCCUGUCCUGCUGCGUUCCACCGGGAGUGUCUGAACAUGGAAAUGCCCAAAGGCAGCUGGUACUGCAACGACUGCAAGGCGGGGAAGAAACCGCACUACAAGGACAUCCUCUGGGUGAAAGUCGGGCGCUAUAGGUGGUGGCCGGCGGAGGUCAGCCAUCCCAAAACAAUCCCGGAGAACAUCCAGCGGAUGAGGCACGACGUCGGGGAGUUUCCUGUUCACUUCUUCGGCUCCAACGACUACCUGUGGACCUACCAGGCCAGGGUCUUCCCUUACAUGGACGUGGACGCCAACAGCAAAGAGAAGAUGGGGAAAGGUGUUGACGCCACCUACAAGAAAGCUUUGGAGGAGGCGGCUGUUCGAUUUCGUGAGCUGCAGGCGGAGAAGGAGCUUCGGCAGCUACAGGAGGACAGGAAGAACGACCGGAAGCCUCCUCCGUACAAACAUAUAAAGGUGAAUCGACCAAUAGGAAAGGUUCAGAUCUUAACGGCCGACCUAUCAGAGCUCCCGCGCUGUAACUGUAAGGAGACGGAUGAGAGCCCGUGUGGGACGGACUCGGAGUGCAUCAACCGCAUGCUGCUGUACGAGUGUCACCCGCAGGUUUGCCCGGCGGGGGAGCGCUGCCUCAACCAGGCGUUCACCAAGCGUCAGUACAGCCAGGUGGAGAUAUUCAGGACGCUGUCUCGAGGCUGGGGUCUCCGCUGUGUCCACGACAUCAAGAAGGGUCAGUUUGUGAGUGAGUACGUCGGGGAGGUGAUCGACGAGGAGGAGUGCAGGUCCAGGAUCAGACACGCCCAGGAGAACGACAUCUGCAACUUUUACAUGCUCACUCUGGACAAGGACCGGAUCAUCGAUGCCGGGCCGAAGGGGAACGAGGCCCGCUUCAUGAACCACUGCUGUCAGCCCAACUGUGAGACGCAGAAGUGGACGGUGAGCGGAGACACCCGCGUGGGACUGUUUGCUCUCGUUGACGUCGCUGCAGGCACAGAGCUCACCUUCAACUACAACCUGGAGUGUUUGGGGAACGGGAAGACGGUCUGUAAAUGUGGAGCACCGAACUGCAGCGGCUUCCUGGGCGUCAGGCCAAAGAACAACCCUCCGUCUGAAGACAAAGGCCGUAAGAUGAAGAGGAGGGGCCACGGCCGGAGGAAGAAGAAGGUGGUGGUGACCAAAGAACGAGAGGACGAGUGUUUCAGCUGCGGAGACGGAGGACAGAUGGUUUCCUGUAAGAGACCCGGCUGUCCCAAAGUUUACCACGCCGACUGCCUCAACCUCACCAGGAGGCCUGCAGGUCGUUGGGAGUGUCCGUGGCACCAGUGCGACAUAUGUAACAAGGAGGCGGCGUCCUUCUGCGAGAUGUGUCCCAGCUCGUACUGCAACCAGCACCGCGACGGCCUGCUCUUCAUCUCCAAGCUGGACGGCAAGCUGUGCUGCAGCGAGCACGACCCCUGCGGGCCCGAACCGCUGGAGCCGGGGGAGAUCCGCGAGUACACGGCCGAGCCCGGAUCCCUGACCUCGGGGCUGGGCAUGACCGUCAUCUCCCCCCCCGCUGGUGCUGCUGCUGCUGCUGCUAACGGCGCCGCGACCAGUCAGAACCCGAGCGCCGCCGGGAAGCGCCCGGAGGUCAGCGCUGGCGCCGGGACGGCCGGCUCCGAGUCACUUCCCGCUUUGUCCAUCCCGGUACCCAUCACGAUCCCCGUGGCAACGUCUGCCUCCUCGCCUCCGGCCAGCAGCUCUUACGCUCCCAGCAGACCGCUGGUGUACGACCUCCCGCACUACUCGCCCAUCUCCUCGUACGAGGAGGAGAGGGAUGUCGAAGAGGAGGAGGAGGAGCUGGAGGAAGUGGAGGAAGACUUGGAGGAAGAGGGUGAGGUGGGGAGGCAGAAAUCUGGUCCUCACGAGGAGGAUGGAGAGGUGAUGGAAUACCUGGAAGAGGACGAGGACGAGGAGGAAGAUGAGGAGGAGGAAGAUGAUGAAGAAGAGGAGUGACGCACAUUGGAUUAUUAUUACAGGCGACACUACAGCCGUGGCCUAUAUCCACGACGUUCCACUUGCCGUGAUCCCUUCACUGGCGCCGGAAAUUCGAUUGGAUGUCCCUGUUUUAGGCCGGAUAUCCGUCACCUUUUACUUUCUCUGUGUUGGCGUUUUAAUCUCCGGUGGAUUUCUGAGGACUCUGGUUACCUGGUCCUCAGAUCUCUGCAGGGUAAAUCCAGACCGCUAGCUAGACUAUCUGCCCAAUCUGAGCUUUCUGUUGCACGACUAAAACAACUUUUGAACUUACAUGACAGUUGUGAUUGGUUAAAAGUAGUGCCGAUAAACCAGAGCACGUUUUUCUCCCUUCCCAGAAUGCUGUGUGGUCUGACAGUGAGAGACUAAAUGAAGAUGAACCAAAAACGAGGAGCUCAGUCUGUCACUGUUUGGAUGUCCGGAGGAAUCUUUGGGGACAAAACUAAACCAACACAUAAACUGUUACAUAGAUCAAAUAAAUAAACCGCAUACAAACAUGUAUAGAGCCAUAUUUAUACACAGAAGACAGUAUUUAUUUAGUUUUGUCCUGGAACGCUAGGUUUACUGAC
Etheostoma cragini (Arkansas darter) is the source of this 10082-nucleotide messenger RNA. It is a transcript of the gene nsd1b, whose product is annotated as nuclear receptor binding SET domain protein 1b. The record is from RefSeq and is a predicted model, not a curated record. The transcript has 24 exons. Gene Ontology annotation, cellular component: chromatin; nucleus. Gene Ontology annotation, molecular function: protein binding; histone H3K36 methyltransferase activity. Bases 610 to 9495 code for a protein of 2961 amino acids. Gene Ontology annotation, biological process: regulation of DNA-templated transcription. NCBI's taxonomy places the organism in Eukaryota, Metazoa, Chordata, Actinopteri, Perciformes, Percidae.